GACCAGGUUAUCCUUUUCUGUCCCUGUUUUUCGAGGCGGAGUGAAAUUAAAGAUAGGUGUAAUAUUUGUCAUUGCCUCACUGUGAGGCCUCGUAUUAGCUUUAUCUGUCAUUAGAAAGGCACCAGCCUCUCUGCUUACAUGCUUCAAGGGGCUGAAAGGGACAUUCAGAGACUCGCUGGACAUCGGCUUGUGUUUGGUGGACUGUUAUUUCCUGAUAUAGGGCUGCCAAGACGCUGUAGUAUGCCCCGAACAUUUGACCUAGAAGGACAAGUCACUGGCAUUAAAGGCUGCUAGCUAAACUCUGCUGAGAGGAAGAGAGAGAGCCCAAGGCGGACUGUCUGUCACGUCUCCACCUGCUCCAUCACCAUAAAGCCGCAUCCUGUGGACCGCAGAGUCUUAUGGUAUAGACCAGACUGCUGUGUCGAGACAGCAGCGCCCCCGUGUGGCCGGACCCCGCCGCUACAGCCCAAGCAGUCAACCCGGAACUGAACCCGUGAGGUCGUCAUGGGGAGCAAAGUCAGCUCCAAAAUGGCAGCUCCCACCGCCAGAGUGAUCCAGGCUGUGCGGCCUCACGCGCCUCUGAUCAAGUUUCCCAACAGACAAGGAGCCCCGAAGCCCAACGCCCUGGAGGCAUUGAAAACAUUAGCAAACAGCCUUCCGCAACACAGCGCCAUCAGUACACCUUCAGCUGCAGCAGCGGCGCCUUCGUUUUCAAGACCUCAUGUACCUCUGACGCCGAUCCCGGGCACUCCGGACACGCUGGCGUCUAUUCAGCUCCUCCCGGCGAGGUACCGCAGGAGACCGCUGACGGCUGAUGAGAUGGACUACAUCCAGCGCGGUGGACCAGAGUGACGAGAAGCGACUCAAGUCACUGCAGCCAAAGUCCUGAUCUGAUGGAGAUCAGCAUGUGUCUUUAAUUCUGUUCCUCCGCACAAGCAAACCUAAUGCCACAAGACAUGUAGAAUAAAGUAUUUACAUGAAUCCUUUUGAAAUGUACAUAUGUUUAUUUUUAGACGUUAAAUCUGAAAUGUAUUGUUUGUCAUAGAGGGAUGUCUUCGUUGUGUCACGCUGGAAAGCUAAAGCUUCAGUUGUCCCAUCUACAGUGCUGGCACAUGAGAUAUUCUACAUCCUUAUUGAAAUCACCACUUUAUUUAUAAUUCUUUGAGGUUCACCUGCAGUACUUUCAUGUUUAAGUCAAAGCAAGAGGCUCCGGCACAUAGAAACCCUUUCCUUUUCAUGUCUUUCACUGCAGUGAAGCGAACUGUUUUCGGGGGAGGUGAUGAAUAUCAAGAGAUGCAACAUGAAACAGUGUUGCCUCGAUGUAAACUGCUGGAUUUAAAUUAAAAGAAUAUUGCAUUUUGAUUGUGGUGUUCUUAUGCUCAAUGCAGAAACAUAACAAGCAGACAACCAGGACAUUUCCAUUAGCAGGCAACUGAUUAACAAGAUUUUAUUGAACUUCAGGUAUUUCUCCUUGUCACCGUUGGUGGCAUGCUCUAUAUUUCAAACAUUAACAACAUUGACACUUCACAACAGUGCAGUAUGUGUUACUUGUUAACUACCUACUAGUUUGAGUAAGUUGAAUAUUGGCAUGAGUAGUACAGAGAUGAGAA
Molecule: messenger RNA, 1610 nt
Organism: Salarias fasciatus (jewelled blenny)
Lineage: Eukaryota; Metazoa; Chordata; Actinopteri; Blenniiformes; Blenniidae
Gene: kgd4
Product: alpha-ketoglutarate dehydrogenase subunit 4
Exons: 5
Coding region: 505-852 (115 amino acids)
Biological process (GO): 2-oxoglutarate metabolic process
Cellular component (GO): oxoglutarate dehydrogenase complex
Molecular function (GO): oxoglutarate dehydrogenase (succinyl-transferring) activity
Source: RefSeq, a predicted model, not a curated record